Solanum dulcamara is the source of this 1321-nucleotide messenger RNA. RefSeq lists its product as uncharacterized. Lineage: Eukaryota; Viridiplantae; Streptophyta; Magnoliopsida; Solanales; Solanaceae. The transcript is spliced from 7 exons. The record is from RefSeq and is a predicted model, not a curated record. The coding region runs from base 1 to 1317 and encodes 438 amino acids.
AUGAAGAAGGCGACUACAAUGAAAAAUGAAGCAAAUUACUACUGCAAUUGCCAUUCUUUUUCUAGGGUUUUUGAAAUCCUCAUUGAUUUCAUUAUUUUCUUCAACAAAACAGAGGAAUUUCAAAGCUUUUUAGUCAGGGUGAACUUUCUUAAGAAGAUGGAUUUAUCUAUUUGGGAUCCACCAGAAAAUCAAGUCUUCACAGAUGGAAGCAGUUAUCCAGCAAACAUUUGGAAGUAUAACUUAUAUUUUGAUCCGAGGCUUGACGUGAUCGAGGAAGAUGCUUUAAAUGAGAAAUCAUGUCUGCAAGUGUUGAAGAUACAAAUAAGCAAAGCUGAUUCAGAAAUUGUAGAACUUGAAGAUGAUAUACUGAUGCUCCAGAGACAGCUUGCCUGUGAAGAUAAUAUGGAUUUUGCUGCAUUGAAUAGAAAGAUUGUUAACCUGGAGGGCAUGCUAAAGGCUUUAAAGAAUGAGAAUCAGCAGCCUGCAGAACCUAGUGUUGGAAGUUCAAAUCUUCCUGAAGGUCUUAACAAAACGGAAGCAAUAGAUGAUCACAACUCAAAAGAUAUCAAAACUGUAACAUUCAAGGAUGGUAGCACUGCCCAGGACAAUAAUACAGUCUUGGCAUCUCUGUUUGAAGUGAGAAAUCAGCAAGAAACACCUGCAGAAACAACUCUGGAGGAGAGACAUGCUUCAGAACAAGAAACCAAAGAAAAUAGCAGCAGAUCAACACAGAAUGGAGUGAAGGCUGUUCAGAUUAAUGAUCCAUCUGGAAUGAAGGGCCAAGAAGUGGAGCAUACUGAAACUGAUCGUACUAGAGAGGAGACACGGCCAUGUCUAUUAAAUCCUAUAAGGAAUGACAGAAGCACGCCACAGAAAAAGUUAAUGAGUGGAGGUGACGACUAUGGGGACAAAACCAUCAAGGAAACUCAACAACUGGCUGGAGCCAAAAGAGCAGGUGGUUUUGCAGACAUUAGUGCAACUUCUCAGUCUCACUUGAGAAAGAGGAGUGAAACAAGUUUUUGUGGACCAGUUGUCCAAGAGAAUAAUGAUCAGAGGAAUGCUCAAAAUAUGCUGGUAAAAUCACAUGACAGAACAAGUCAAGAGCCUCGGAUCAUUUCCAGUGUGCAUAAAAAUGAAGUGGUUUCCCCUAUGUCACCUAUUACCCCAGUACCUCCUAUAACAAUUCUCAAUAAUAUGUCACUGGUUCAACUCAAGGCCUUGGCAAAUCGACACAAUAUAUAUGGGGUGUCCAAAACUCGGAAGGCAGACUUGCAAAAACUGCUUCUCUCUAAGCUGCAAGCUAAAGAUUGGUCAUGACGAC